AUGGCAGCCGCUCAGCAAGGAAGUUAUCUUGCAAGCAUACGCAAACGGUAAGUUCCUGUCACUCAUGCAUGCUUCAUUUAUUCGGUGCGGUGGGAUUGUGAGUCGUGUUUCUUCCUCGUGCGAUUUGUGCCCAUAAUCCUAACACUGCCGCUUUAAAUUUAACACGGACAUGGCCACGAUCGUCAUCGCAACCGGCGGGUUUUGCGUCAGUCAUAUUAAAAGGACUGCGGUCGGGAAAUUUUAGCUGCUUGCAGAGGUGUCCCACGUAAAAACAAAUGCCGUCUUUGCAGUCCAGUCUUCGUUAUUUCUGCGGAUUCGAAAAUUCGUUCUCUAGGAACUCUCCUGCAGUAAAAUGGAGUAUCAACAAUAACCUAAAAGUUUGCUUGACUUCGACGCCGCGUCAAUGUAUAUAGGACGGGCCCAAAUGACGCUCAAGGGGAUGUUCACUUUGACUUCUGUAGGAUAACAAAUAAUAAAACCACAAAAUAAUAAUAUAUACGAGAAAAAUUUAGCCGUAGUUAGGGAUGUUGCGUUUAACCCACGAAUUGUGGCAAAAAAGAAUAAAAAACGGCAAAGAUGAAUUGUUGUGCAGACUCGCGAAAGGUAACGUCCUCUCCAGUGCAGAAUUGUUAUGGAGAGAGGAUCUCUAUGGGUAAUUUCCAUAAGCUCCAAACCGGUCCUUGAUGGCACAUUUUGUCGCCCGGGUGAAUGAAUGUCCGUUAAAGUGUGACUGCGUAGCAAUUCCUGGGUGUUUAUAGCGCCUGACUAAAAAGGGUUCGGACACACAACUCAAAACCGAUUGUUUUGUGCAUUUUAGCAUAUUCAAACAAGAGUACAAAAAAGUUUAGGGGCACAAGAAAAGGUGAAGAGAAAAAUCGAACAUGUACCUACGUUUCUCAAACCGUCUUGCAAAUUUGCGCAACGACUGCUAAUCGGAUACACUUUUUACUACUACUACUACUACUACUACUACUACUACUACUACUACUACUACUAACGCAAGUUUUAAUUCUGACAAAAACACCCACUUAAAGGCGAGGGUCUGUUAGGCAGAGCAUCACUGAUUUUUACCAGACAGUUGAUAGCGAUCACUUCUCGUUACAUUCCCUAAUGCAUGCUCAAAAAGACAGGGCUAUACAGUAUGCAGUCAAUCUGGAGGAAGGGGGAGUGAUCGCACCCGAAGAGCUACUUCACUUUCAAAAAUUUGUGCGCAGUCAAUUUUGAGGGGAUUGGAAUCGAAGCCUGACACCUGGGGUUAGAAGCGUAGCCCAUUCUGACAAUGUACAAAGCGUGCAUACAAAGGUGUGUAACUCACUUCCACAAAACAACGUGCUGACAGACACCACUUGGCCAGCGUGAUUGGACCCACAUAAAUUAAAGCGAAUUGGCGACAGGAAAAAAUGAGUCGUUUACUAGUAUCAGAUUGGCAAGAAAGCAUUUUGAUGUGCCAUUUUCAGGAACCUUGACUACAGUCGAACUGAGGGACCCUACCCUAGAAAAGGUACGCUUGGCCUUUUUGGUAACGUCAAGCUAACAUUUGAAUUCACGCUCCCUGACGUCUAUAGGUUUCUUCGGUCUUUUUGAAGGAAUGUCAAGGUUUACAAAACCUAACGCCUACAUAAAUGACCUGCGGGACGUUUACCAGCUUACCUAGGAUGCGUCACAAUGAAUCAUAGCUUGCCCGCAUUCAUUAGUGUUCGAACUAUACUAAUCCCUUUUUUGGGUCGGAUCGUAUUUAGUUGCCGUACCAGCAGUAGACAAGCCCCAGUCUAACUCCAAUCCCUAACCUUAACCCCAAACUGUUAGCUCUAACCCCAAACCGCUAGCCCUAACCCCUAACCCCUAACCCCUAGCCUCUAAUUCCUAACAAGUACGGCUACAAAAUAAGAUCUCGCCAGUUUUUGUUAAGUCCAAUAUCUUUCUUCUAAGAUAGAAUAAGUUCUCAUUUGUCAGCAAAAGGCUUUUCGAAGUUGUGGUUUAAAGGGAAUCACGGUUAUCCUGCACACGGAUACUAAAGGGCUUCCGUCAAAGUCUUACAAUGAGCGAUAGGAACCGUCCAGAUUGUACCCUAGUCCUCGCUUAAUUUUAGAACCCCGAAUGAAAUCACCGGAGGGUUCUGCAAUCUGGGUCCAGAGGCUCCGCCGCUGGAGGAGUUCGUCAAGGCAAAGGCUCUGUUGCAGUCCAUGCACUCUGGUGGCCGAGCUCACCAUGACAGUAUUGACACGGACGGCAAGCAAAGUAGCCUGUACGAGCAUCUGGUCAGUUUGGUGAAGUACAUUCUGGAAUACCAGCCCAGUCAUUCUCUGGACCACUUUGAGAGCCUGAGUCUGCUUGUGAAGCGGGAACGAGGUGCGGGCACUGGUGGCUCCGAAAUGGCUGCAGGCCUUAAAGAGGAGUCUAUGGAGGCCAAGGCACUGACAGUUCAACCUUGCACAGACGAGGUGACCAACGCUAUGGCCGAACGAACGCUUUUGAAGGUGAGAUAUGCCUUACAAUUGCAUUAUGUGUAAUGUGCAGUCUGAGUCUACCCACGCCGGCUAGUGGACGCCUGGGAAAGAAAAGAUGAUAAUUCCUCCUUCGCCGGGGCCACAUAUACCAUUUUCAAGACAUUCAAAUUCUUGCAAAACUUGCUGUCAAUAGCAGUAACAAAGAGAAGAGAGUGGUGCUUUCCCAAGGGAACCAUAAAUUAUCCAUGAAGACGCUGAUUUUCUUUGUUUUAAGAGUGCACUUAGAACUUUUCCCAUGCUAUCAAUUCAAGAGUUGAUUUAAUAUACUCACGUUAUGGGUACAAACUAAAUUCCUAGUAACGCGUUUCGAUGGGGACGGUGAGAUGCACGCUGAUGGGCCUAUCCUCCUGCACAAAGUGGAAAAACACGUGUCGAGAGAAUGACAAACCAAUCAAGACAUGUACUUCUAACUACCUGUAUACGGAAUGCUAAUAUCCCUCGGGUACUUCGCUGAAGCUUAUGUAUUCAACCUUAAUUUAUAUCAGGUAGUUGGCUCAAAGCCAACCGUAUUGCAGGCGAUCCCUAUUUUCAUGUUCUGCUAAAGAGGCCAUGUAAGUCAGACCCUAGACUCCGGAUGAAUGGCUUUAGUUUGGGCGUCAUCUUCAUACUUUGAGGAAUGACAAUCACCGAUCUCACAUGGAGCAUUGGUUUCACUUAACUCAGGGUCUAAGUAACAGCGAUGAAUGCGGUCACAUACCUACGAGCUCAGUGAAGACGGAAACGGCUCUACGAUAUUGUUCUAACUCCGCUGUGCUUGGGUUAUUGUUUGCCAUCGCUUUUCAAAUGCCUACCUGACCAUCAGAUCAAAACGAAACAAAGACGCUAUGCGUCGUUAAUCCGUGGUCCAGUAGAGAGCAAUAGACCUUCAGUUUUAACGUAUUUCUGUCCGCUGUCGUGAGUUUAUCUAAAACCUUUUCGCUUUUUUUGCCAAUUUGAUCCUUAUUAACACGUGUUUUUUUCUAAAGCACCCUGAGCACGUAUGGGAUCAGCCUCCAAUCGUCGGAGGACCACCGCUGCGUCCUUUUGAGGGCAACUUCGAGGAUGACGAGGAAGCAGCCGCGUUGCCAAACCUUUCCAACCAUGCCCUCCUUAUCGAACAAGCGGGAAUAGGUAGAGAAUUCAUUUCGUUAGAUUUUCUCAUCUGUGCUUGUCUCGAAGAGGUCACUUUAUUUAUGCAAUACUACUUAAAUCUUAUUAGUGGGCAUUAUUUUUAUCAUAACAGAUUGUCUGCCCAUCAGUUGUACUUUAUACAGCCACCAGCUAAGUGAUGCAGUAAAAAAGAAAUUUUAAAUAAGUAUAUUUUUUACAGGAGUCGGACGGGAGGAGCUGAUGCGCGUAUGGCUGGCACUUAGACUACUGCACAAAAAACUGCCCAGUGUAACCGCGCUCCGAUUUUGGGGAAAAAUCUUCGGCAUCAAAGCAAAUUACUACAUUGCGGAAGCGGAAUUUGAAGCCGAGUCUGAGCCAGAUGAAGAAGUGCCUGGACCCUGGGAUAAAUGGCGUCUCCCAAAGCCUCCUAAGAACAAGGGCGAUCAGGACCCAACAGAUUUUCAAGGUAGGAACAUAAAAAAGUAUCAUCAAACAACUUUCCCUUUCAAGCUCCUCAAUACGCAACUACAGUCGAAUUUUCCAUGAAUAUUUAAGAUAACUUCACUAUUCUACUUGUUGUACACAAACUUUGCCUCGGUUUCUUCCGGGAUUUGAUUUUAGAAGGUGGUGGGUAAUGAUGACAGACUUAGUAUCAUUUUUGUUUGCCGGGCACAUCUGGCGUUUUUUUUUCUACUAACCUGGAAAUCUAGCUAAUAAUAAUGUAAUGCGUGAAGCCGCAGGAGCUGCGUUUUAUUAAAGCCUCUGCGAGGAUCUUACAAUAGUCUAAAUAGUUCAUUUGUUCGUGUCUGUUGCUGCAACACUGUGUCCGUCUGACGCAUGCUCGCAGCGAACCAUUGGCGGUUGGCUCGUCUGAUAUUUUGAGGAUCUGUCUGGUGCUGCCAACUCGUUUGGCCAAUCACUGGCGUCGUGGGUCUCUGCAGGGAGUUCGACCAAUCACAGCCAUGCAAAUCAGCCAAUCAGCUCUAAGGCUGACGCGGAAAUGCUCCCAGCCACGGCAUUCGAUCGCGCGUCUCGUGUCAGCUUUUCGACCUGAGCAAAAACAGUCCUUUUUUACAGAACGAAAUGGUCUCGCGACUGUUGUCUAUUCUCGAUGAUAAACUAUUCUGACGUUUCUUAUAAGUGUUUUUUUAGAUUCACCGCCCCAGGACUCUACCUUUCGUGUUACUGUUGUUGGGGCAUACGGAAAAUAACUGCGCUUUUGCCACCAAGCAGAUAGUUUCACAGCAGCUCGGGUUGACUCUCGCUACUGUAGGUAGCACGGGCUCUCCGGAAAUGAGGUUUUUGGCAAAACUGUUUAAAAACGAAAGCAUUUUACCAGACUACCGUUCGGUCCCGCCGUCAGUUAUUGAAGCAGUCUAUUCCGUCACAUUCUUUUCGAAGUUUCUAUUUAACAUGUGAGCCAAGAAGACAUGAUGAAAAUUGAAAGGCGUCCAUGACCCUUAUAUUUCUUUCCCGAGCAUUUUCGGCAAAACCCUCAUCUUCGAAUUCACCUUGUUUCCACAGUGGAUCUUUUGGAUGACGAGGAGAUUGCCAAACUGCCGCUGGAGAAGCGCGUUCUGAUAAAAUUACCGAAGAACAAAUGGAAGCCUCCCAGUCCUUACCCGUGGGAACCGCGAGGACGUGGCAUGAAUCGUUGGGACUACUACAUCUGCACAGAACUCGGUGAUGGCAAGUGGAUGCGCCUUCCCAUUACAAAGCCAGUGCACAUUGAAAUGGCGCGUCAAAGCGUCUACAUCUUCACUGGCGAUCCAAACACGCCUAUCGGUCACCUACCAGGUGGGCUGGGUCUAUUCCCAGGCCUAGAAGCCCACUACUUGCGAGCACAGAUUGCGCGGAUCAGUUCGGCCUGUACUGUCUCGCCGGCCGGCGUCUACGAGGUGGACGAGGAGGACGAAGUGGAGGAGGGGGUAAGAUGUUCGUGGGGCAAAUGUUGUCAGUGUAGCCUUGAUCUGUUUCAUCUGUUCUCGGCAUGAACUGACUGGACUUUUUUCAACAGGAAAAACCGGAAUCCCUGCUCCUGGCAGAAGAAUAUGAGCCGCUGGAAUUCACCGAACUCCUCGACCUAGCGAACUGGGUUCACCACAGACCCUACCUCUACGGCAUUGGUCGGAUAAACUGGAUGAGCACGAAGAAGGCGGCGAAGGCCUACAAGGCCCUGAUGGCUGAAGAGGAGGGUGAGGAGGCCGAGCCGGAGGACGAAGAGGAGAUGGCGGAGGAGGGGGAGGAGGAGGAGGAAGAGGAGCCGGAGGAGGGUCCGGAUUUGCUCACGCCUGUCGAGGAGGAUCAACCAAUGCGCCCAAUCGGCAACAUUGGUCUCUCUAGGAUUGGCUCACCGGGGGAAUUCUUAGCCCCGGCCUGGCGCGUACGUCCAUCCACCGUCUUGCUGCCUGCAAACUGUGCUGUCGCGGUACUUAGCAACGUGCGCUGGCCGGGAGCGUACGCAAUGGCUCGUAAGGAGUAAGUGCGCUUUUGACAGUCAAGAUAACACACGCACGAAGUCAGUAUGUUGGAUCACAUCCGAUUCUUGCACCACCUUUAACGGUGGGCAAAUGGGUCUAAGGCCCUCUUCGUCAGGUAGGAGCCGAAGUGUUGGUGGCUCAAUUGGAUGCUGUUUGCUGAUAGUUUAGCCAUUACUACACUACGAGGACCUUUGCAGGAUCAAAACUGAAAUUCUUAGGCAAAAUGGAUAGCUCUUAUUUUGCUAGAAGGAAUACCUGGGAUACAGGGGCGCUCAUCAACUAACCGGCCACACCCGACCCCGAGUCUAGGUGACCUGGGAUUCGAGCACGGAAGACUGGGUCAUUGCUCCUUAGGUAGUUCAACAUUGUGGUGCCUGGUUUUGAUUGCGAAUAGCAGCUACUGUAGGAUAAACGUUCAUCGAUCCGGUUAAAGGACAUGGUUGACCCGUUACGACUUGGUGCUCAAGCUACAGCCCUCGCAGAGGAUGAUGUUGGAUCCGUUUCCGAUACCCGCUGCCAGAGGAUGGGACCACAGUAGAUGGCAUUCCUUACGAAAUAUUAAUUGAAAUUGUAAGCUAAGAUGUCAGUUAGGAGACAUUGCUUAAUUACAAUUGUAACAUUUAUCACCGAAAUAAUAAAGUAUUUUAGUCACACCUGGAUGCCGGCUUCUAAAUAUGUCUUUCCGAUCCCAGGAAAAAAAUCACAUUCGCUAAAGAAAUACUGCUUAAGCAGUGUGCGAUGUUCCCAUUGUUCUCAAUACCCUUGUCAGUCAGAAUAUAUCAUACAGAAAACAUGCACGAAAAUUUAGUUUAUUGCGCUUAGUUUGUAGUCCAUCAUGUCUUUAGAUUUUGUACUUGAAGAAAAGGUGGUCCUUGGUCUCAAAAAGCCAGGAAUUAUGAAGUUUUUUUUAGGAUAGCGGAAUGCUUGUUUAAACCGAGUCGUUGGUUUCAACCGCCGCCUCUGUUGAAAGGGUUCAAAUUAGACUGCUCAAUCGAAUAUGUCAAGCUUAUUGAAAAUAAAGAAAUCCUGUUAUGUGUUCGCAGACUUCUGGCAGUGAAAUUCAAAUACAUUUCGACAGGGUACCAAUAUUCUAAGUGAAACGAAUUAAUAUAUUCGAAUAUUGAAGGAAGGAUAAGCUAAAAAACCCUACAAUCUCCUUGCAAACUCGUAUUUUAUCUCAGGCUUAAUUGAAACUUGAGAAAACGAAUUGGUCAGAAAAACUGUGUAAAAUGAAUUAAGUGCGAGUCUCCGUGAUUUGCACUUUUGCAGGACGAUAAUCCGUCUAGGCGCACAAACAUGUCUCGUUGACCUGACUGAUGAGUAACGUAAAUUUCGACCAAUACCUGACUGUCUGCAAAGAGCAGGGUGCAUGUGUAAACCACUUUAUUGUAAUAAACCACUUCAACUGCAUAACAUGUUGCAUCAAAGUGCCUAAACUCAUAGUUUUGUGUUAGGCCUGUUUGUAGAGUCAAGACAUCAUCAAAUUUAUUUUUAACAAUUUAUUUUGCCCCUUUGGAGUUACAUAAGAUUAAAAAAAACAAAUAGCUUUAUUGAGCCGUGUGCUCCAAUGUCACAGACGCCCGAAUAUUCCGCCUAUUACCUGUACUGUUUGAUUUCUGCAAAAUACCAACCGUUCACUUUUUCUCUCCCAGAACUUUUGUGAACAUCUACAUCGGCUGGGGCACUAAGGUGCUCGGUGCCAGCUACAUGCCCAUCCGUUCAGCCAAUCCGGCUAAGGAGUUUGACGAGGAGGCCACGCCACUGCAGGAGGCGGUGGAUCCGACACCCCUGCAGGAGGAGGAACUGCGUCUGAUGAAAGAGGCCAAACGCCUGGCGGCAGAGGCUAAAGCCGAAGAAGGCGAGGAGGAGGAAGAGGGAGACGAAGACUGA
Molecule: messenger RNA, 7966 nt
Organism: Spirometra erinaceieuropaei
Lineage: Eukaryota; Metazoa; Platyhelminthes; Cestoda; Diphyllobothriidea; Diphyllobothriidae
Source: the annotation of a GenBank genome assembly